Molecule: messenger RNA, 3379 nt
Organism: Triplophysa dalaica
Lineage: Eukaryota; Metazoa; Chordata; Actinopteri; Cypriniformes; Nemacheilidae
Gene: prkci
Product: protein kinase C, iota
Exons: 18
Coding region: 243-2006 (587 amino acids)
Biological process (GO): establishment or maintenance of cell polarity; protein phosphorylation
Molecular function (GO): ATP binding; protein binding; protein serine/threonine kinase activity
Source: RefSeq, a predicted model, not a curated record
AGACAGUGAGAGAAGGGAGUGUUUUCCCGUCAGACGCUGAACUUUUAGGAGUCCGGUUAAAUUCCACCAGAACUUUAUUUAUCAUAUUUUAGACUGACCAGUCCAACCACCCGCGUUGGUUUUAUUUUCGUCCGAGGAUUGAUCGUUUAAUUCGGUUGUUGUUGUGUUUUUACGUGUCGGACGAUAGCAGGCUAGCGUAGUUAGCCCGGUUAGCUCGUUAGCCGAAGUGCGGAGAAUCCAUAAUGCCCACGCUGCGGGACAGCACCAUGUCCCACCCCGGAGAAAACCCGCACCAGGUCCGGGUGAAAGCAUACUACAGAGGGGACAUAAUGAUAACACACUUCGAGCCCUCCAUCUCUUAUGAGGGGCUGUGCAGUGAAGUGCGGGACAUGUGCUCCAUGGACAACGACCAGCUCUUCACUAUGAAAUGGAUUGACGAAGAAGGAGAUCCGUGCACAGUUUCUUCUCAGCUGGAGUUGGAGGAGGCUUUGCGUCUCUACGAACUCAACAAAGACUCUGAGCUCAUUAUUCACGUGUUUCCCUGUGUUCCUGAGAAACCUGGAAUGCCAUGUACUGGAGAAGACAAAUCAAUAUAUCGCCGUGGAGCUCGACGCUGGAGGAAGCUCUACUAUGCCAACGGACAUGCGUUUCAAGCCAAACGCUUCAACAGGCGAGCUCAUUGUGCCAUCUGCACGGAUCGUAUCUGGGGUCUGGGCAGGCAGGGAUACAAGUGCAUAAACUGUAAACUGCUGGUGCAUAAGAAGUGCCAUAAAUUGGUCACAGUGGAGUGUGGUCGACAGGUUAUACAGGACCCAAUCAUUGGAAGAAUUGAUCCAGGGUCCACUCCUGAACACGCUGACCAAGUUCUAGACAAAAAGAACUCUACAGAAAGCAUCAAUCAUGAGGGAGAGGAGCACGAGGCUGUAGGCAGUCGGGUGUCGGGGAAGGCUGUGUCCAGUUUGGGCCUAUCAGACUUUGACCUGCUGAGGGUGAUCGGCCGGGGAAGCUACGCCAAGGUGCUCCUAGUGCGUCUAAAGAAGACGGAACGCAUCUACGCCAUGAAGGUGGUGAAGAAGGAGCUGGUGAACGACGACGAGGAUAUUGACUGGGUUCAAACAGAAAAGCAUGUGUUUGAGCAGGCCUCCAACCAUCCAUUCCUCGUGGGACUUCAUUCUUGCUUCCAGACCGAGAGCAGGCUGUUCUUUGUCAUCGAGUAUGUGAAUGGAGGGGAUCUAAUGUUCCAUAUGCAGAGACAGAGAAAACUUCCAGAAGAGCAUGCCAGGUUUUACUCGGCAGAGAUCAGUCUGGCUUUGAACUACCUCCACGAGCGUGGCAUCAUAUACAGGGAUCUGAAGCUCGACAAUGUGCUGCUGGACUCCGAGGGACACAUCAAACUCACAGAUUACGGCAUGUGCAAGGAGGGUCUGAGACCAGGAGACACGACCAGCACGUUCUGUGGAACCCCCAAUUACAUCGCCCCUGAGAUCCUGAGAGGAGAAGACUACGGUUUUAGUGUGGACUGGUGGGCGUUGGGCGUCCUGAUGUUUGAGAUGAUGGCUGGUCGGUCACCCUUCGACAUAGUGGGCAGCUCUGAUAACCCUGACCAGAACACAGAAGAUUAUCUCUUCCAAGUCAUUUUGGAAAAGCAGAUCAGAAUUCCUCGAUCGCUGUCGGUUAAAGCCGCAAGUGUUCUGAAGGGGUUUCUAAACAAGGAGCCAAAGGAACGGCUCGGAUGUCAUCCUCAGACAGGCUUCGCAGACAUCAUGGCCCAUCCUUUUUUCCGAAAUGUAGACUGGGAUCUCAUGGAGCAGAAGCAAGUGGUCCCGCCCUUUAAGCCCAACAUUUCCGGCGAGUUCGGGCUGGAUAACUUUGAUGCCCAGUUCACCAAUGAGCCCAUUCAACUGACGCCCGACGAUGAUGACGUUGUUAAGAAGAUCGACCAGUCCGAGUUUGAAGGGUUCGAGUACAUCAACCCCCUGCUGAUGUCUGCGGAGGAGUGCGUGUAGACGGCUCGCCCGCCUGCCUUUUUACUCGCAUGGGCGCAAACAAUCAAAUGAAAGGAAACAACGACUUGGUUUGUUGGGGCCAUUCGAAACACUAAAUUUGCCAAAACUCUUUCACUUUCUGCCAUAUGCAACCACUAGUCCUUAAGUCUUGAUUAUUUUUGUAUGAUGUCAGUCUGCACUGAUAGAAGAUGAUUUAAUGGUGCCUUGGCACAUUAACCAACAUUGGUUGGAAGGUCAGUUUUAGGUUACCGGACACUCGUCAGACUAAAGGAAAAGACUGACCGUGAUGGUACGCGGGACUAGUCCUGAUGAUGUUUUGAUAUACGUUUUAUUUGUACAUACUAAAGAAAAACAUUGAGCAUAUAUAGUAUACUGUUUUUUAGACACACGUCAGAUUACAUGGGAUAUUCUUGAAAACAUGUUUCUCAUCAGCCAAAUGUAGAGCAAGAAAGAAAAAAAUGGAAGUGAUUGUUUUAAUUUUUUAUUUAAGUAUAUUGUAAUCUAUAUAGAAUGUGUGCAGAAUCAGUUUUCCAAAAAACAAAUCUCUAGAUUGAUUGGAGGCGUGGCCUCUGAUUGGAUUAAAAAUAGCAGGGAGAGAAUGGAUUCAAGGAACACUAACGGACACCGUUGUGAACACUGACAAACUGUGAAGGGUGGCGUUUUCUGUACAGAGAGGAGAAGGUUGAGAGAUUGUUGAAUGGACGUAAUGUACAACGAUACAGGACCAAAACAAGACACUAAAGCGAGUAUGUCAUUACUCUCAAACUGCUGCAUGUAUAAAGUGUUUCUCACUGUUUUGUCAUUUAUUUUAUUCUUUUUGUGGUGUUUUGCGAUACAUUGCCUUUUUUCUUCUCUUUUUGUAUAUUUAACAAAUGAUCAAUGGAUGUUUGUUUUGUUUUCUGAACUGUCAUUGAGCAGCCUUUUUUUGCCCCGUGGGGAGAUUUCACGUCAGAUCAGAUACAUGGCAUCCUUAGGGCCUCUGGAUCGUGUUUGGCCCCCAUGUGCCCGUGAGUGACACCCAGCUCUCUGGGUGGUGCGUUUCCUUCACAGAUCAUAUCGGAGCACGUCUUUCAGAUGCUACAGCGAAAGGACCUUUGACACUAAUGACCAAAUGAUAACAUAGAAACGUCCUCUCGCAUUCCUGGCCAUGCAGAUAUCAACACUCCUACAUUUUUAUCAGCCUGGUGGUAGAAAUGAUAAAACGGCCAUUAAUGCAUAGCUUGCUAAGGUUUUAAAAAAGCCAUCAGGGGCCAAGGUGGAACUGGAAAUGUAUCAUUUUGUUUCUGUAUGUAUUAAAAACACUAUCAACUGACUGGAAUUAACUGUACCUCCUUUUUUGUUAACACCUAAUUAAAGUAUUUAAGGAAAUCUCA